AUGCCCAUCACAAUCCUCAACCCUCAGCCCAGCACGCCGGCGCCUCGGCGGCCGCGCGCAAUGGACAUCGACAUGGACGUUGCUUCAGAUUCGGACUCGGACUCGGAAAUGGGCGGAGCUGCCAUUCUCACGCCGGGGACGGUCAUUACGUCGAAUCCCCAAUGGAUGCGCGGCCACGGGACAUACGUCCCCCCCAACACAACAAACAUCACCUCCUCCCUCGCAGGCACCCUCACGCGCACCAACAAGCUCCUCUCCGUGCGGCCCCUGCGCGCCCGCUACAACCCCGAGAUCGGCGACCUGGUCGUCGGCCGCAUCGUCGAGGUCCAGGCCAAGCGGUGGCGCGUCGACGUCGCCGCCGCGCAGCUCGCCAUCCUGCAAAUCUCCGCCAUCAACCUCCCCGGCGGCAUCCUCCGCAAGCGCACCGAGACGGACGAGCUCCAGAUCCGGAGCUUCUUCGCCGAGGGCGACCUGCUCGUCGCCGAGGUCCAGCAGCUGCACCAGGACGGCGCCGCCAGCCUGCACACGCGCAGCCUCAAGUACGGCAAGCUCCGCAACGGCGUGUUUGUCGCCGUCGGGGGCACGGGAGGAGGCGCCGGCGUGGUGCGCUCCAAGCGCCAGCUGUGGACCAUGGAGACGGCCAACGGCGGCGGCAAGAUUGACGUCUUGCUGGGCGUCAACGGAUACAUCUGGAUCAGCAAGCACGUGGAGAGCGACGUCGCGGCCGAGGCGGCCGGCAUCAACCGCAUGGAGGAGAGCGUCAGCUCGCAAAUCUACUCGAGCCAGAACAACCACAUCGACGUGCCCACGAUGCGGGAGAUUGCGCGCUGCCGGAGCGUCAUCCUUGCGCUGGUGGAGAACGGCGUCAAGGUGGACGAGGACACCGUCACGAGGGGCUAUCUCGAGGCUGUCGAGUUUGGGAGGGAAUCUGCGGAUGAUGACAUCUAUCUUGGUGGCGAGAGGGGCAAGAGGCUUGCUGCGGCGUUAUCCGGGCGGUAG
Molecule: messenger RNA, 999 nt
Organism: Trichoderma reesei QM6a
Lineage: Eukaryota; Fungi; Ascomycota; Sordariomycetes; Hypocreales; Hypocreaceae
Exons: 3
Coding region: 1-999 (332 amino acids)
Biological process (GO): TRAMP-dependent tRNA surveillance pathway; nuclear polyadenylation-dependent rRNA catabolic process; CUT catabolic process
Cellular component (GO): cytoplasmic exosome (RNase complex); nuclear exosome (RNase complex)
Molecular function (GO): RNA binding
Source: RefSeq, a predicted model, not a curated record